AUGGCCUCCCCCCUGCUCUCCUUGGCUCAGGCUUCUUUGGCUGAUUUCGCUCUGGAGAAGGUCCUCGGCGAUGCUUCUCAGAUCUUUGGUCCCUACAUUAAGAACGCUACCCGCAAGACUGAGUGGAUGAAACACUACAAUGAUGAUACCUUAUUAGUCCAUAUGAACAUACCAGGAACUCAUGACAGCGCGACGUGGAACUACACGCAGGCGACCCAGGAUGCAUUGCUCGGAGUUACAAGUCUCAACGGUGUGACCGUCCCAGCGCCUGAAACAUUUCGCUGUCAACAGCGAUCGCUCAUUGACGGGCUCAACAAUGGGAUCCGGGUCUUUGAUCUGCGCUACGCAUUCGACCCGACCAACAGCACUCUGGUAUUUUACCAUUCCCAGGCACUGCUCUCCCAGAUUGCCGAUCUUCAAAGCGUCUUGUUCGGAUUCUACCAAUGGCUUGAUGACCAUCCGUCCGAAGCUGUUUUCUUGUCUCUUCAGUAUGAAGGCUCGACUGCAAAGUAUGCAGCCAACGACGCAGAAUUGCAGAUGCGUCUCUCCGACACUCUCACCAAUUCAGCUGCCCGUCGGUAUCGGUACUUCGUUCAAAGAAAAGGGCAGCUCGGGACCCUUGGUGAAGCGCGUGGGAAACUGACUCUUUUUCGCCGCUUCGAUCUUGAUCAGCUGCCCGCUUCCUACACCGAAGCACUGCCGGGCCUGCACUUUUCGCCCAGUCUAUGGACAGAUAAUAGCCCCGAUAUCACCUUGACUUAUGACACGGCGAAGAACCUGACUGCGCAUAUCGAAGACUAUUACCAGCCACUGACCCCGUCUGACGCGUCCGCUACGGAAGCUAUCACGUGGAAGUACAAUGCGACCACGAAGAAUCUGCUGUUGGCUGCUAGCCAGUACCCCGAUGAUCUUUUCUGGACAUGGGCUUCGAGCGAAGACACCGAGAAUUCUCCUCCGAUCUGGCCGCAGAUAAUGGCCGUCGGGAAUGGCUCCUCUACCCCCAAGGGUGGGGUGAACCAGCAACUCCUCACGUUUUUCAAGGAAAAUCCGCACAAGCGCAUGGGGAUUGUGAUGUUUGACUAUUCUGAUCAGCCAAGCGAUCUUAUUGAUACUUUUCUCAGUAUUUGA
Penicillium chermesinum is the source of this 1128-nucleotide messenger RNA. Its product is annotated as phosphatidylinositol-specific phospholipase C. Gene Ontology annotation, molecular function: phosphoric diester hydrolase activity. The coding region runs from base 1 to 1128 and encodes 375 amino acids. Lineage: Eukaryota; Fungi; Ascomycota; Eurotiomycetes; Eurotiales; Aspergillaceae. The transcript has a single exon. The record is from RefSeq and is a predicted model, not a curated record. Gene Ontology annotation, biological process: lipid metabolic process.